This is a messenger RNA of Python bivittatus (Burmese python), 1044 nucleotides long. It is a transcript of the gene ST3GAL2, whose product is annotated as ST3 beta-galactoside alpha-2,3-sialyltransferase 2. Gene Ontology annotation, biological process: sialylation. Gene Ontology annotation, cellular component: membrane. NCBI's taxonomy places the organism in Eukaryota, Metazoa, Chordata, Lepidosauria, Squamata, Pythonidae. Gene Ontology annotation, molecular function: beta-galactoside (CMP) alpha-2,3-sialyltransferase activity. The record is from RefSeq and is marked provisional.
AUGAAGUUUUCCUUGCGCUUCUGGUUCCUCUCCACAGCUUUUCUGCUUGUCUUUGUCAUGUCGCUGCUCUUCACUUACUCCCACCACAGCAUGGCUUACCUGGAUCUCAGUGGGCUGAAUGGCCUCCACCGGGUGAAGCUUGUGCCCAGUUAUGCUGGCAUGCAGCGCCUGAGCAAAGAGGGGCUCUUGGUAAAGAGGUGUGCUUGCCACCGGUGCGCCAUCGAGUCCAUUGACACGUCUUGGUUUGACAACCGUUAUGACAGCAACAUCUCCCCAGUGUGGACCAAAGAGAAUGUGGAUUUGCCGCUGGACGUCCAGAGGUGGUGGAUGAUGCUGCAGCCCCAGUUCAAGUCCCACAACCUUAAUGAAGUGUUGAGCAAGCUCUUCCAGAUUGUUCCUGGAGAGAAUCCGUACAGCUCCCGGGAGUCCCAGUCCUGCCGGCGCUGUGCCGUAGUGGGCAACUCAGGGAACCUGCGAGGCUCCAGCUAUGGCCAAGAAAUCAAUGGACAUGACUUCAUCAUGAGAAUGAACCAGGCACCUACAGUGGGCUUUGAGGCAGAUGUUGGGAGCAGGACAACCCACCACUUCAUGUACCCAGAAAGUGCUAAGAACUUGCCUGCCAAUGUCAGUUUUGUUCUGGUGCCCUUCAAAGCCUUGGAUCUGCUGUGGAUUGCCAGCGCCCUCUCAACUGGCCAGAUCCGAUUUACUUAUGCACCAGUGAAGCCAUUCCUUCGGGUGGACAAAGAGAGGGUUCAGAUCUACAAUCCAGCAUUCUUCAAAUAUAUCCAUGACCGGUGGACAGAGCAUCACGGCCGCUAUCCAUCCACAGGCAUGCUGGUGCUGUUUUUUGCACUGCAUGUUUGUGAUGAGGUGAAUGUCUUUGGUUUUGGGGCAGACAGCCAUGGCAACUGGCACCAUUACUGGGAGAACAACCGCUAUGCUGGGGAGUUCCGGAAAACUGGAGUGCACGAUGCAGACUUCGAGGCACAUAUCGUUGACAUCCUGGAGAAGACCAACAAGAUCAGUGUUUAUCGUGGCAACUGA